AUCAAAUGUUUUUUAUGCGAUUAUAUUCAAAUCAUAUAUUUCAAUUUAAUUUUAAUAGUUUUUGAAAUUAAAUCUGACAUAUAAUGAAGAUAUUUGUGAAAGAUCUAAUGAAUAAUGACAUUUUUUCUGGGUGGUGUAACUUCAAAUAUGGAAACUUUUAACAAGGGAAAAAAGUUAAAUCAAAAGUUGCAGAUCUUUUUCUUUAGGAAAAGUUAAUAACACAAAUAGCAAAGAUGGAUGGUUUAGUAAACUUUUAAUGGUUCGGAAAAUUGACCCAGGCCAUGAUUCACAUUCAAAGUUAUUAUCUGCUUCCGAAAUAAUUUAUGAAAUGCAAUUGCACAGUGUUAAUCCGGAACAUAUCGAUCCAUAUUUACAAAAUUAUGAACAGUAUUCAAAAACUGCUUCCCAAAAGUCAGAUGGAGCUGAAUUGGUUGGCAGUUUUAGAGUAGAAAUAGGAGAUCAAGAUCAAUUUAUUCAUAUAUGGCGCUACAAGCAUGGCUACCCACAUGCUCACCAAUUCCUAGAACUUUGCCAUACAGACAAGGAUCUACAAAAUCUCAUUAAAGACCGUAUUCGAUAUCUGCGGCACAGGGAGAACCAAUUCAUGCUCUCUUUCAGCUUCUGGGGGCAUCCAGAACCUCGAGGAGAUAAUAAUAUGUAUGAGAUGAGAUCGUAUGUUCUCAAGCCAGGCACAAUGAUAGAGUGGGGAAACAACUGGGCUAGAGGUGUAACUUACAGAAAAGAAAGUGCUGUUGCCGGCUUCUUUUCCCAAAUAGGUCAACUAUAUAUGGUCCAUCAUAUAUGGAGUUACAAGAAUCUUCAAAUGCGAAAGGAUAUCAGAGAUGCUGCAUGGAGAAAACCAGGAUGGGAUGAAUGUGUUGCUCACACAGUUCCACUGAUUCGAGAAAUGCAGAGUAGGUGGAUGGCACCUACAAGUUUUUCACCUAUCAAGUAGAUUUUUGGGAAUAGAAUCUCUGUAGAAGUAGAUGAAGCUGUCUUGGUUGACCCUUCCUCAAUGGAUUCCAUCCAUAGAUUUGCACAAUUAUCAAUGGAAAAAAGAGCUCAGAAGGUUUUCUUUUUUAUGAAACAAUUGUAAUUUUACUUGUAAAAUUGGAACUUUAAAAGAAAAUCUUCUAUUUACACGCUGUUUAAACUCUCCUGUUUGGUAUGGAAAAUGACAGAUAUUUUUCUGUAUGAGUGACUCUGAAUUUUAGGUUUUUAGUUAUAGAAAGUGUUUAUAAAUACUGCCAAUUUAUUUUAUAAUAUAAUCAAUUUCUGAUGGUAUGCCAGAAUUGUACAUUGAAAUUUUCUUAUUUAUAAACUGACUAUUCCUCAUAAGCCAAAUUCUAUUAAUUGAUUGAACUUUUAAUUUCCUGGAAUUAUAAGAAUUGUUUGUAAAUCUUAAUACAUUUUUGCUUAUUACAUGUUACAAAUGUUUUACUUGAUUUCAAUUUUUUAUGCUACAGCAUGAUAUGAAAUAUUUUGGCAUGAAAUAUGUAGUUUCUUCUUUGUCUUUCAUUUUAUCAAAGUAUUUAUUCCAGAUGAAGACAAAAAUCUCGUAAACGAUCUGACUGGAAGAUGAAUUAUUUAUUUAGAGUAAGUCCUGUAAUAUAUUUAUAUUCUGAUAUGUUACAGCACAUAUUAUGUGAACAAAAUGUUUUUAUGUAUUUUCACUAAUAUGGUUUUCAUUGUUUUGAUUUAAAGUAUUUUUUCUGAUUUUAUUUCUGUAUUUUGUUGUAUCUGGAAUAUUUUUAUCUAAUUUGUAUUUCUUGCCUUUAAUCUUAAAUUGUUGCAGGUAUAAAUGAAAAGUUCUGUUCUCUUAACACUUUAUUCUCCCAUACAUUUACAGGUAAUAAAUAAUGUAUAUCAAAAUAAAUAAAAAAUUAAAGGAAAGACAAAUGAAAAAAUAAACUUUUUUUUAUUUACGUAAAUCUAAUGCAAAAUAGGGCAAAGGACUGUUGCCAUCAUUAACACAAAAUAAAAUCUAAAAUCAAAAUGCAUAAAGAUAAAGGUACCUUGUCCAUAGCCUGAAAUUUAUUUAUUCAAAGAUUUUCUUACAAGUGUAUUCAAAAAUUUUAGGUGAUUUAUUUGUGUAAAUGAAUAUUUUCUUAAUUUUACAAUUAAAGGGCACAUGAAGAAUUACUUAACUGGCACAUUCUCUGCAGCCUUUCCUAUACUAUCAUCUAAAUUGUUAUUGAGUGUUAAUUUAAUUUUAUGUAUUUGUUUUUUAUGGAACAUGAUUUUUUAAAGGCAGUUCAUAUUGAAAAAUAAUAUUUUCAAUGCUGAAAAGAAUGUCAGUUAUUUGUAAUUGAAAACCUAAAAAUCUAUGAAAUCCAAACAGUGACUUAGCAAAGAUAGUCGGUUCUCACAGCAUAAAUUUUUUUUGUCCUCAUUUGUCAUUUAAGGCUUAGCAAAUAUAAGCAAAAAUAAGGUUUUGUUAUUAUUUUUUAACCCAUAAAAGUGAUAUAAAUUUUAUCAUUCUGUUGCUUCUUUAGAGACCAGCACUCAGGGCAUCCAUUCCCCCUUGCGCCUAAUUAUUGCAUGACUGACUCAAUACAAAAUACGUAAAGGUGCAUGAAAGAUUGGUAUAUACUGUUUUUAAGUUGUUUCAUUUUUAAACGAAAUGUUUAUUUCAACAAAUUAAAUAGAUUCUCAACUU
Molecule: messenger RNA, 2659 nt
Organism: Argiope bruennichi
Lineage: Eukaryota; Metazoa; Arthropoda; Arachnida; Araneae; Araneidae
Product: protein NipSnap-like
Exons: 9
Coding region: 257-955 (232 amino acids)
Cellular component (GO): mitochondrion
Source: RefSeq, a predicted model, not a curated record